Molecule: messenger RNA, 4716 nt
Organism: Kalmanozyma brasiliensis GHG001
Lineage: Eukaryota; Fungi; Basidiomycota; Ustilaginomycetes; Ustilaginales
Exons: 1
Coding region: 1-4716 (1571 amino acids)
Source: RefSeq, a predicted model, not a curated record
AUGGCCUCAACACAAUCACCGCAGCAUGCUGUACAAGAUGCUUUCGCCACUGGCCUCGGCGACAACGCAGAUGUCCCUGCGCUCGCCUCGCCGCUCCCAGAACCACAAGAUAAGGUGGAUCAACCAAGCCUCGGCAUAGGUCGUCCCUCCAUCGGACUCGGCUCACAGCCAUCCUCGUCGUCAUCUUCCAGUCGUGCUGUAAAGUCCAACCUUCUUGGCGCAGAUGGCUUCGGUUCACUCGGCGCAGCUCUUUGGGCCCAGCGCGAGGAGAGCGUAGUACGCAAUCGUCAGGGUAGCGUACUCACCCGCGGUCUCAUCCUCAAGACGGACCACUUCGCUGGCGGUGCACGUCAAUCCCAUCUCAACCUUCACCUACAAGGCGCUCCUAACUUCCGCAAAGCAGACUGCUCUCUCGAAGUCUAUGGUGUCGCGCAGCCCACCAUCACCGGUCUCAAGACCAUCCUCUCCGUGCUCAAUGCUCGUCCCGUCAAGGAGAACAACGGCUCGCAAAGCUUCGAGCUGCGUCUUCCGAGUCGCUCCGCAACAGCCUCGAGCUCAUCCCCACCCUUCGCGUCGCCUGACAUCUCGUCUCCCGCAGCUCAAACGUCAGGUGCGUCUGCUGGCGCAAACAAUCGCAAACCCUCAGCACGACUAGAAAAGCCACGCAGGUGCGUCUGGGUCUGCACAAGAGAAGAGCCCGUCAUCUACGUCGGUGGCAGGCCGUUUGUGCUGCGAGAGGCCGAGCGGCCCGUCAGCACAUUCUCGCUCAGCAUGCGCGCCGACAACCUUGAGGCCAUCGAGUCUCGCCUCAAGCAGGAUAUUCUACGCGAGUCAUCCAAGCACGGAGGCCUGCUCAUGGUUCACGAAGAGACCGCCACCGGUAGCAUCGCACCCACAUGGAUCGCCGUCGACGACGCUUCCGUUCACACCGUCCGCGAAGUGUGGGAGCGUGUCAAGGCCGAAGGUUGGAGGGUGGACUACCACCGCAUUCCCAUCGCCGAGGAUCAAGCCAUCGAGAACAACUAUCUAGACGCCUACACACAGGUCAUCAAAGACCUCGACCCUAGAGAGACAAGCCUCGUCGCCAACUGCGGUAUCGGAUUCACGCGAACCACUUUCGCCAUGGUCGCUGCUGUCAUCCUGCGAAGAAAGCAGAUGCUCUUGCUCGGCCAUGAGGAUCCGUUCGCACACAUCUCGGAACAGCAAAAGUCUCCGCUACAAACGCCCAACAACGGCACACCUCACUCAGGAGUCGCUCGAUCCCUUCGUCAAGCCAACGAGCAACAGGCGCAGAACCUUUCGCUGCUGAGGCUCAUUCGUGUCCUCAAUGUCAGUCUCUCGACCCGCGACUCGCAGUCCACCAUCGAGAUUCUGCUUUCCAACCCAGCGCUACUCGAGUCGCUACGCAAAGCAAACUCAGGCGACUACGGCGUCAUCCGACAGCUCGCUGGUCUCCUCGAUGAAGGUCUCGAGAAUAAGGCCGUUGUCGACGUCGCCAUCGACUGCUGUGCUCAUGUCACCAACUUGCGAGAGACCAUCCUUUCGUCCCGAAUCCGCUACUCGACUGAUGCGCUCGACGAGGCACAGGCCACCUUGCACCUCGAAAAAGCAGCCAAGUCGCUCGAAAAGUACUUCUUCCUCGUCGCCUUUGCCAGCUAUGUCGGCGCCACCAAAGCAGCCACCUUCCAACACCGCUUCGCCAAUUGGCUCAAGAACCGCGCCGAGAUCUGGCGUGGCAUUCAGCUCAUUCGUUCCAAGGGUCGCCGUCUCUACUUCUUCGACCCCGUCGGCGAUCUGCGCAUUCUCAGCGGAGGCAAGGCCGGCGAGCUGGUAGCCACCUCGGACAAGCUGCAGAGCCGCUUCGGUGAGGUCUCGGGGCAAGGUGCGCAGGUGCCUGGCGACGAGUUUGCCGACUAUGUCAUCCGCAAUCGCGCCGGUAUCGUCUUGCGUCCCUUUACGCUGCUCAAGUGCGAUAUCUGGCGCAAGUUUAUCGAGCGCAAUGCAGGACUGCCGAUCCGCGGCACCGUCAACUUCCGCCGCAUCCCCGGCAGCAACAUCUUUGCUACGGGUCAACCUACCGUCGACGGUAUCCGCAACGUGCUGGCCGCGCUUCAGGAGCAUUAUGCCAGCAAGACGGACGCAUCCAGCUACCCGACCCGCAACGUCACCUGGAUCAACCUGCGCGAGGAGCCCAUCGUCUACGUCAAUGGGAAGCCGUACUGUCUGCGCCAGAAGGGCAUGUCUUUGCGCAACAUCAAAGCGUACAGCGGCAUCAACUGGGAUCGACUGUUGCUACUCGAGGACCGUCUCAAGAACGACGUUGUCAAUGAGCUGGCGACCGGCGAGGGCAGACUGCUGCUGCACACCGAGACGUCGGACGGAACCGUGAUUCCCAUCUGGGAAGAGGCCACGCCAGCGGAUGUCGACACGCUGCAAGAGAUCAUGACCAACUUGGGCACCGAGCUCAAGCAGGACGUCCAGCUGCGCUUCCGCAGGAUCCCUAUGACGGCCGAGAAGCCGCCCGACUUUUCCGACAUCAGCGAGCUCCUCUCGACGGUGCUGCAGGCGAACGUGGAGCGACAGCCGAUCGUGCUCAACUGCCAGCUGGGCAGGGGGCGAAGCACGAUGACCGCAGCGCUGAUCCUGAUGAUCGCCAAAUGGCUCCAGCAGGGGCAGAGCAAGUUGCAAGAGAUUCACGGCGAGUCGGGCGAUGCCCCACACCACACCAACGGCGACGACUCGGACGGACUGCGACCGUCUGUUUCGGCGCACGACAGCGGUUCUGCCACUCCCUCUGCUCGCGACACUGUUCAUGCCGAUCUGCUCGACGACAACCCUAUCACCGCAUCCAGCGACGAGAAUCUUCCUUCCAAGCGUCCGCCCCUCAGCUACCACGUGAUUAACAGUCUCCUCCGCGUCAUCCCGCGUGGUCUCGAGGUCAAGAAAAUGGUCGAUGAGGCCAUCGACCAAUGCGCCACCGUCACCAACCUUCGCGAAUCCAUCGAGAUCAGCCGUCUCGCCGCCGAAGACACGGAAGACGACUCUCUCCGCAAGAAACACCUCCAAUCGGCCAUCCACAACCUGCGCCGCUACUUCCUCCUCAUCGUCUUUCAGUCGUACCUCACCCAGACGCGUCCGGAUCUGCUGGAGGCCUCACCUAGCUUCCGAUCGUUCGUGACGCGCCAACCGGUGUUCGAGACCAUCGCCAAGGAGUUCGACAAGAUCGACAUCUCGACCAUCAUGCCGUUGCAGAAGGUGGAUGCGAGCGAUGGGAUGGCGCUGUCGGACGAGGUGCAGGAGGUGGUGAGUCAUCGAUCCGGCAGCAUCCUGUCGGCGUAUACCAUGUUGAAGUCGGAUUUCUUCAGUGGAAUUUUGAAGCUGGGUUUGCCGGAGAGGAUUGAGGGGAUGCCGAACUUGCGGGGGGUGCCGUUGUUGUUGACGCCUCCGACGGCGAAUCAGCAGGUGGGGACGCCGAUGACGCCUAAGACGCCGCUCAUGAUGCACGGUCGGGAGACGUGGGGUUCGGGAAUGCCGACCGUGGAUGGUCUACGUCGUGGUUUGACGAGAAUGGGCGCCGCUCCGGGUGGACCAGCAAAGGUCGUCUGGACGUCGCUGAGGGAGGAACCCGUGCUGUACGUCAACGGUCGCCCCCACGUCCUUCGCCUCGCCGACCAGCCUAUCACCAACAUCGAAGCUACAGGCGUUACCACCGACGUCGUAGAGGGAAUGGAGCUGGCACUCAAGAACGACAUGCUUCAGGAAGCCGCCCAGCGCGGAGGCCGCGUGCUGCUGCACGACGAAACCGAGAUCCGCCAAGGCGAAUUCGAUAUCAUCCCCGUCUGGGAGACCGUUCGCGAAGGAGACGUGCUGACGCCGCGCGAAGUGUACGAGCUGGUACAGCGUGAGGGGUUCAAGGUGGACUAUGCGCGCUUGGCGAUUACGGACGAACAGGCGCCCGUACCGGCGGUGUUUGCGCAGUUGGAAGAACGGGUCAUCACAGCGUUGCAGACGGGCAGCGCGUGCGUGUUCAACUGUCAGAUGGGGCGAGGGCGCACAACCACGGGUAUGGUCAUUGCAAGCCUCGUAUCGACAGUAUGGCACUACGGCGAUCAAUUGGUCGCAAGCUACGAGAUGUCCGGCUCACUCAUCCUACCUUCGUCCACAUCGGACGCUGGCGAUGGCGACGAAUCGUUCGGUCAACCUAAGGACAACCUCGAUAAUCGCGAAGGGGAUCUCUGGCUCCAAGGCGAAUGGCGGACCAUCCUGCAACUCGUCGGCGUUUUGUCUCACGGUAAGCUCGCAAAGAAACUCACGGAUAGGGCAAUCGAUCGCAUGGAAGCAGUCCAAAACCUGCGCAAGGCGAUCUACGACUCGAAGCUCCGCGCGGACAAUGCCGAGCCUGGUACGAAGAAGCAUACGCAUCUCACGACUGUUUUUACGAACUACCUCCAGCGGUAUGGAUAUCUGAUCACGUUCGCCAACUAUCUGUUGGAGAAGAGCGAGGCGGAUGGGUUCGUGCCGUUGUUCAGCGGAUUGGGCGGGUCGGCGAUGGCGGUCGAAGAGGAGACAAAGGGAAACAGGGGAAGGAGCGAGUCCAUGUCGAGCAGUUUGUCGAGCUCGAUGCUGGUCGAGGGGAGGAGGUUCCCAAGCUUCCUCGGUUGGUUGCAACCCAGACGCGAGAUUGGCAACAUUCUCGGUCGCGAUCGACUCGAGUGA